AUGGCCGACAUCAAGAUUGCUCCCUUCGAGCACACUCCCAUCGACGACAUCGCAAAAGCAUACUCGCAGGUCAGCGCCACCUACCGCACAAACAAGACCAAGGAUGUCGAGUGGCGCCUCAAGCAGCUGCGCAAGCUCUACUGGGGCCUCAAAGAUAUCACGGCAAAGACCCAGGCCGCGCUCAAGAAGGAUCUCAACAAGCCUCCCAUCGACGCCAUCAUGUCCGAGGUCGGCAUGUGCACCACCGACAUCAUGAACACCAUCGCCAACCUCAAGACCUGGGUCAAGGACGACAAGAACCUCGACUACCCGCUCGCCAUGACCGCCCUCAAGCCCCGCAUCAAGAAGGAGCCCAUCGGUACCGUCCUCAUCAUUGGCCCCUACAACUUCCCGUUCAUGCUUUGCGUUGCGCCCCUGAUCGGUGCCAUCGCGGCCGGAUGCACUGCCAUCCUCAAGCCUUCGGAGAGUUCUCCGGCCACUGCCAUGGUCCUUAGAGAGCUCGUGGAGAAUUACCUUGAUCCCAGCGCCUUCAAGGUCGUCAACGGCGCCAUCCCAGAGACCACUGCCCUCCUUGACCAGAAGUGGGACAAGAUCUUCUACACCGGCAACCCAACCGUGGCUCGCAUCAUCUACAAGAGGGCCGCCGAGAACCUGACCCCUGUGGUACUCGAGCUUGGAGGCAGAAACCCGGCCUUCAUCACCAAGGCCUCGGACGUGGCUCUGGCUGCCCGCCGUUUGAUGUGGGGCAAGUGCCUGAACGCUGGUCAGGUCUGCAUUUCGCACAACUACGUUCAAGUUCACCGGGAUCUGGUGCCCUACUUCAUCGAGUGCAUCAACAAGGUCGUCGCGGAAUUCUUCCCCCAGGGGCCCCGCAACAGCCCCGACUACGCCCGCAUCGUCAACCACCGCCAGUUCGACAGAAUCAAGAAGAUGCUCGACAGCACCAAGGGCAAGAUUGUCAUGGGUGGCGAGACAGACCGUGAUAACCUGUUCAUUGCGCCCACCGCCGUACUUGUUGACUCCAUCGAGGACCCGAUGAUGGUCGAUGAGUCCUUCGGCCCCAUCUGGUCCAUUCUGCCUUUCGACAAUUUGGAUGAUGCCAUCAAGCUUGCUAACCAGGUCGACCCUACCCCUCUGUCUCUAAUGACAUUUGGGUCCAAGGCCGAGAACGACAAGAUUCUGAACGGCAUUACCUCUGGUGGUGCGAGCAUCAACGACUCCUAUAUGCACGGCUCCAUCCCCACUCUGCCCUUUGGUGGCGUUGGAGAGUCUGGCACUGGUGCUUACCAUGGCGUCUCCUCGUUUGACACUUUUACACACCGACGCACUGUUGUGGAAACCCCAGGGUGGAUGGAGAACCUUCUGCGGGCGCGCUACGUCCCAUACGACAUGGCGGCCUGGAAGCAGUACCAAUGGAUCAACAACAAGAGGCCCGACUUUGACCGGAACGGCAACCAGAUAAAGGGCCUCAGCUACUGGCUGUGGAUGCUUUUUGGGCUGGGUGGCGCGUCCGCCAAAGGUACGUUGCUCAGGUGGAUCCUGGUACUCGUUUCGGGUUACACGAGCCUGACCUACGGUGCCUUGUUGAAGAAUAAGUACCUGUCCUGA
Molecule: messenger RNA, 1608 nt
Organism: Microdochium trichocladiopsis
Lineage: Eukaryota; Fungi; Ascomycota; Sordariomycetes; Xylariales; Microdochiaceae
Product: aldehyde dehydrogenase
Exons: 2
Coding region: 1-1608 (535 amino acids)
Biological process (GO): aldehyde metabolic process
Cellular component (GO): cytoplasm
Molecular function (GO): aldehyde dehydrogenase (NAD+) activity
Source: RefSeq, a predicted model, not a curated record